This is a messenger RNA of Cladocopium goreaui, 757 nucleotides long. NCBI's taxonomy places the organism in Eukaryota, Dinophyceae, Suessiales, Symbiodiniaceae. The record is from the annotation of a GenBank genome assembly.
GUAGCGGGCGCACGCGGGGCGGGUCAUGGCAGCCCUUCGAGGAAGUCCUGGGGUGAUUUUGUUGGCCUUGUGUUGUCCCGGCAUUGUUUGCUAUAUCUUCACGGGCCGGCAGCCCCUUCCAAGCGCAGUGACGGAGCGCAUGGGGGGAGCAGCGGGUCCCCGCGGCUUCCACGGCGGAGUGGUGACGCGUGGGGCGGUAAUGGAACCUCCCACGCGAGAGGCCCCGCCUAGCACAAGCCCUGACCAAAAGGAGAAGACCUCGUCUUGGGCCGAAUGUCUCAUUGAGGAGUGUAGCAAGGAGGGCUGUCGCCGCAUGGAGAAUUGGGUCUUCCGCAAGGAGCAUGCUGAUGAUUACCAGGCCUUCCUGAACAUUCGCAACGUGAAGCCCCAAGGAUUUCUUCCCUAUCACGGUAGCAAUGACUUCAAUACCACGGUGAUGUGCCGAGAGCGAAUGGUGGACGUCUCGCUGUCUUGUGCUGAGUGCGUCCGCCUGAUCAUUGGGGGCCCCUACGGAGCACGAGGGGUGGCAGUGGGGGCAUACCCGCCAGAGCAGUCCGUGAUACCAUGUCUGGAGCUGUCGAAAUUUCUACCAAGGACCAAGCCCAAGUCACAUGAGCGUUGGGAUGGAAAUCAGGAAAUACCACGACAGACGGCAUUUUGCAAUGUCUUGAAUGUUGGCAUGAGGUGAUGGCUAACAGCCACGUCUCGCCCGAAUGUGUCAGUUUAUGUUGGCCCAGAAUUUGUAAACCCUCAUUGG